CUUUCCUUAGAGCAAAUCUGCCUCGUCGGUGUUGUAGGGGCAAGUUUAGCUAACCUUCGCAAUCCAGCUAGCGUCACACAUGACAGCGCAAUUUUUGGGCACGUGGUUCCCUUAAGGAAUCUGAGAUUAAUUGUAUUAAUUGAGUCAAGACAUGUCGUCAGACAAAACAUUGGUAGCCUUUUAGAUGGUUCAGUUUUAAGGCUGGCAGAUUAGCUAGCUAGCUAGCCACUUUGCUAGCUCUGAACUACAUAGACAAACAUUAGCUUUUAUGUUUAAGGCGUAAAGCAACUGACUACCUCGAUAUAUAGCUUUUGAUUUCGUAAAUUCGCAUUCUUAAGGGAUCAGUUCUCAGUUUGACUGGCAAGCGAGAUAGCAACUUACAUUUUCUAAAUAACUUAGAAAGCACGAUCUGUUUCUGCCAAGCCUGAGGAGGAUGAACUGGAUUUUCCCUUUGUCAAAGGGCUCUGGACCAAUCCCACCUCUCAAUAGUUUACAACAACAGAGACAGAGGCAAAUCGAGUCACUUAAAACUGCCCAUGCAAAUAUCGCAGAGAUCCAAAAAGAUGUGGAAUACAGAAUUCCUUUUACAGUCAACAACUCGACCAUCAGCGUCAACAUAUUGCUUCCACCCCAGUUCCCUCAAGAGAAGCCAGUGGUCAGUGUCUACCCACCUGUGGGUCAUCACUUAGUAGAGAGCAACAAUGGCACAGUCAUCACCAGCCCACUUCUCACCAACUUCGGGAUGCACUCUGACUUGGGGAAGGUUAUCCAAAGCAUCUUGGACGAGUUCUGGAAAAGCCCACCCGUUCUCAUGACUGGCACCACAGGCUUUCCUUUCAUGUACAAGCCCUCUGGGAUGUCCCCAUACCCACCCCAGAGUUUCCACUUCGUCCCGGCCUUCCCCCCACAGGAAAGCCAGCGCCCCAUGGGCCCUGCCUCCAUGCCACACGCCGGGACGGAGGCACACGCUGCACCCCGCCCAGCCGCACCCGCCUACGGCCUCAUAACAGACCUGCCACUGCCCGUGCCCACCACUGACUCACAGGUUGGGGUGAACGGUCACAUGUACAAGAUGCCGGAGAUCCCAGAAUCGUUUGCAGAACUGGCAGAGAUAAGUUUGUCUCAGCUGAAGGACAUGAGCGACAAAGAGGAUGUCCUUCUGGAGUUCUUUGUGUCUCUACCCCAGCUCAAACAGGUCACCAGUGAUAAGGAGGAGCUGGUCAACAAUAUUGUGGCAGUGGCCAAGAAGAACCUACAGCUCGAGCCCCAGCUGGAGGGAAAGAGACAAGAAAUGCUGUUUAAGUAUGAACAACUCACCCAGAUGAAAUCCAAUUUUGAAACCAAGAUGCAAAGACAGCAUGAGCUGAGUGAGAGCUGCAGCCUGAGUGCCCUGCAAGCGAGACUGAAGGUGGCGGCCCAUCAGGCCGAGGAGGAGUCUGAGGAGACGGCCGAGAGCUUCCUGGAGGGCAAGACCGAGAUUGACGACUUUCUGACCAACUUCAUGGAGAAAAGAACGCUGUGCCACUGCAGACGAGCCAAAGAGGAGAAGCUGCAGCAGUCCAUCAGCACCCAUGGGCCCUACUCCACCACCCACUAGCACCAAGCUGCCAGGGUGCUUUUCUAUUACAGAUACACAGAGGUUUGGAUAUGCUCCACCAGCAGAAGGGUACAACAGAUCAAGAUAAGAAGCACAUCUGUCACUAGGCAGAGAAGAAAGUCCUUGUGGUGAAUAACCCCUCAGAACUAGGCAGACAUUUAUGAACUGAUAUUGGCAUACAAUUUGUAAUGAUGUUAUUGAUUGAUAAGUUUGUUUGGGGGAGUGAGGUCCAUUUACUUGAAUCGGAUAUGGUAAUGUUGCCGAGUACUUACAGACUUAAUGACAAAUACUGUAUUUAAAUAAUGUUGAUAAUAGACUUUAUUAUAAUCAAAGACACUGUGUAUUAUAUGUUGUUAUUUAAUUUGUUAGGUUAAUUAAAAACAUUUAGAAAA
This is a messenger RNA of Alosa alosa (allis shad), 1989 nucleotides long. RefSeq names its product VPS37A subunit of ESCRT-I (gene vps37a). The record is from RefSeq and is a predicted model, not a curated record. Bases 434 to 1597 code for a protein of 387 amino acids. Lineage: Eukaryota; Metazoa; Chordata; Actinopteri; Clupeiformes; Clupeidae. The transcript has 12 exons. Gene Ontology annotation, cellular component: ESCRT I complex. Gene Ontology annotation, biological process: protein targeting to membrane; protein targeting to vacuole; ubiquitin-dependent protein catabolic process via the multivesicular body sorting pathway.